AUCACGUGGUUUUUAUUUAUGUAACGUAAUGGUGUCAGGAGCGAGCCGAGCUUUUUUCGCAGCACGGUCAGCGCUAUGGAGAGAUACUGGUUGUGUAAAUAAGAAAUAAUUUUAAUUACAUUUGUGUUGCUCGGCGUUGAUGGAGUUGGGCGCAGCGUGCAAGACUAAAGCCACGCUGCUCGGACUGAAGCCGCGUGAGCCCCGUUCAUCACGGAGGAAACACUAGUUUGUGCUCACAGACUGGGAGACUGAGGCAGGACUGAGAUGAGAUUUACAAGCGAGUUAUUCGGUGGUAGACAAAAAGUCCAGGGGGGGCGUUUAAGGGGGACAGUUUCAAAAAGCUGCUCAUGUAAGGAGUGAGUAAGAGACCGAAAAUCACAGAUAGCGACAGAUGGACGCGUUACUCAACUUGUCGGCCAGACCAGACAUGCCACACGCCGCGGAGGGGCCGAAACUUCGCCCUGUUUGACACCCUGCCUGACUGAGAGGACUGACAGGGCCUCAGCGAUUCGACUUAGAUUUGCACCCAAAAGCCUGACCCAAAUGGAUCUACUGGAGUGUCCGAUUUGCCUGUUUCUGAUGUGCGAACCGGUGACGAUGAGUUGCGGCCACUCGUUCUGCCGGAGGUGCCUGGGCGCCUGGCUGCCGUCGAGGUGUCCAGCCUGCAAGGAGCGGCUGAAGCAGAGGGACGCCAAAACCAUCAAGAACAACGUUCUGCUCUUCAGCAUCAUCGAGAAAUGCUGCCCGGAGGAGACCAAAAUGAAGUGCCACAUACAAGAAAAGCUCAAAACAUGCGAGUUUACUGAAGCCCUGCGGAUUGCAGAGGACGGGAUAGAGACAGCUCCUGAUGAUGUUAGUCUGAAAGUGUGGAGGGCGGAAGCCAGCAUGGGGCUCCGUCGCUUCUCAGAUGCCCUCCGUGACCUGGAGGACCUGUGUGGUGCCAGGCCCAACUGGACUGAGGGUUUUUUCCGGAAAGGGAAUGUUCUGCUGGAGAUGGGAAGGAAAACCGAAGCGCUUAUCCAGUUCCACCGCUGUCUGAAGCAGCAGCCUGACUUUGCCCCUGCUAAGAACCAGGUUAAGAAGAUUUUGGAGGCAGAGGGGAUGGCGGUACCAGAAGAGGUCCCCCGGAUCCUGCAAGUUGUGGCCGAGUAUCUCAGGGACCCCAGCCCCAUUACAAGCUCUGUGGGCCCCUCUCUCUCAGAGGGGCUGCAGUGCUCCCUGAAGCAGCUGGAGGAGAGAGCUGACUACGAGGAGCAGACUCAGACUGCAUCUAAAGUCAAGCAGGAUGCCAGUACAGAGUGUUGUUUGAGUCUGUGCCAGGCUGUUUCCUUCCUGCCCACAGCCGAGGAUGAUGAAGAGCUGAUGAUGAGGAAGGACGAGAGACAGACGAGAGGCACAUGUAGUGUGGACCGAGAGUCAUUCCUCAGUGUCCUGGCCACGUCUGACUUUGAGUGCCCUCUUUGCAUCAGGUUGUUUCAUGAGCCGGUCACUACUCCCUGUGGCCACACGUUCUGUAAGAACUGUAUUGAGAGAAGUCUGGACCAUAAUCUCCGCUGCCCACUCUGCAAACAGUCACUGCAAGAGUAUUUCAAGAACAGGAAGUACAACCCGACGGUGCUGCUGCAGGAGAUUAUGACCCGCCUCUUCCCCCAGCAGCUGGCCGAAAGGAAACAGGUGCAUGACUCUGAGAUGGCUGAGCUCUCCAACUUGACCAAGGACAUCCCGAUCUUUGUGUGCACGGUGGCCUACCCUGGCAUCCCAUGUCCGCUGCACGUCUUUGAGCCUCGCUAUCGGCUAAUGAUGCGGCGCUGCAUGGAGACCGGCACCAAGAAGUUUGGCAUGUGCAGCUACGAGCACGGCAAAGGGUUUGCAGAUUACGGCUGUAUGCUGGAGAUUUUGGACCUGGACCUGCUCCCUGACGGACGCUCGUAUGUGGACACGGUGGGGGGCAGCCGCUUCCGUGUGCUUAAGAGAGGCCAGCGGGAUGGAUACCACACGGCUGACAUCGAGUAUCUGGAAGACCACAAGGCGGAUGGUGCAGAGCUUGAAAUGCUGCAGCGUCUCCAUGACAGUGUGUAUCAGCAGGCGAGGGAGUGGUAUCACCGGCUGAACAGCCGCAUCCGUGAGCAGAUCAGCCGCCAGUAUGGAGCCAUGCCUGAGAAAGACGACAACAUCCAGGCAUCUGCUGAUGGACCAGCUUGGUGUUGGUGGCUCUUGUCAGUGCUUCAGUUAGAUCCAGCCUACCAGACUACAGUUCUGUCCCUUACCUCACUGAAGGACCGGCUAGGGCACCUGCGUAUUGUACUGGAGUACUUCUCUCAGAGCUAGGCCGAAUCCCUCUCGCCCUAAACACGCAUACGGACGCACACUGUACAUCAGUUCUCUUUUUACAAGCUACGUGCACGCAACUUGAAAAACAUUUAUAUUUGAAUUUAUUCACCUCACAACGGACACUUUGAUUCGUCUUGAUGCAAGAGGUAGCGUUCCUGUCCUUACGCCACCUCAGAGCAAGAGUACCUGCCAUUAUUUUUGCUUUGCCAAUGAAAAUGUACUUCAGACGUGAUAUGUUAAGUUUCCAAUUGCUGUGGAUUGGAAAAGGUUUAUUGUUGACGAACUAUAUUUGCUUCUGUUGUUGUUUUUGACAGGCUUGGUAAGACAUGAGCAAUCAGUAUAGAUAGAAAUAGAAUUCUACUGAAGUGGAGUACCAUGGAAUUACUCAUACAGUUUCCCUUUGAAGGACUAUUUAAAAAAAAAAACAGGCAGCCACACCCUUAUGUCAUCUUGCAUGUAGGCUUAAAAUUUACAUUUCUCAUAGUAGAAGCAAUCAGUCACAUAUAUGAUACCUUUUGGAAAUAGGGAAUGUCCCUAACUGCAGUUUACCUUAAGAAUUCUUACUCAUACGAAACCUUGUAGAAUUUAGACACGAUAUUAAAAUUCAUAACUGAAAAGGAGCUGAGUGCAUCAAAUGAAAUACAUUGCUACAUGCGAUAUUUCAUUUACACAGCCUCAAAAAUUCCACUCAUAAUGCAAGAAGUGAUUAGAAUGCCUUUCACCACAGACAGCAUGAGCAGAGAAAUUAGUAUUGCAAUAAUAGAAGUAUGGAAUAACCUUCAAAGCUCCUCGUCUCAGCAGAUUCUUCAUAUUUUGGAUUUCCGGUUGAGGGCUCCUCGACAUCCUUUCUUUUCUCCUUUUCUUUUGUACAACCUGAAUAUUAAACUGAAGGCAGGCACGCUGGGGGAGUGAAAGAGUUUGGUGUGCGGAAUGCAACAAAAGCUGAACGUGGGGGUUUUAGAUGUCCUAAGAACUGUCAGGUUGUGCUGUAAGCCUUGUUCUGUGCUAAUCAAAGCUUUCAGAAGGUCUCUGGCUUUCUCAGUGUUACUCUUAAAGGAGAUUUGUGCCUUUGGGUCUAAAGCCUUAAUCUGGUUGAGAAAGACACAAGGACGCUCUUAAGCUCCGGAAUUUUUUUUUCUUUUAAAGUGGAAUGUUUUAACUGCGAUGCUACACAUGAUUUGUUAAUGGACACAAGCUUGAAGAAAAACUUUUUUUUUUCCUACUUUCGAAAACUGUGUGUUUGUUGAAUGUGCUUCUAAAUCAGAGACAUUCUUGGGUUAAGAAGCACUGUACUGCUUGGCAUUCGUUUUUGUCCUCAGAUGUUUUCUACCAGCACUGAAGCUAAUCUUUGCCAUAUCAUUUAUUUUUUAAAACACCACGUUCAAUAUAGUGAAAUAUAUACUGCAUAUAUGCUAAUAUAUAUGGGAGUCGAUACAAAGAGGCCAUGAGGGAGGAAACAGUUGAAGGAACUGAUCUGGCAAAGAGGCCACACUACUCUGUUAAUGUAGCCAUAGUCUGGGGGGGCUCACUCUGAGGUCACUCUCUAUAGAUAGUAGAUAGUAAAGGGACAGUAGUUGGGCUGUGAGAAGACAUUGUUUUUUUUAAAUAAAACCAAUUGCAUCUGCACCCCAUGAUGCAGAUUGGUCCUGUCAUUUACACUGUUCAUCUUCAGAAACCGGGAUCCCAAGGUGUCACCGCCACGUAAACAAGAAACAGAAUCCUCUAAUGAGCCAGUCCGACAAUCUUAGGCCACGCCCCAUAUAAAUAAGCAACAUAUGUAAGCCAAUCAGUCAGUCCAUCACCCCCUGAGUUCUGAGUGCAUAUAACAGGGCAGAAAAAAAAAUGCAGGUUUAUAGGCACUUCUUUUAUAGUUCUUUUAUAGUUAGCACUGCAGUUAGAAACAGUUAGCUAACAUUGCUAACAAAAAUUAGAAGUCAAUAGUCACCCAAAUGUCUUACGCAAAUUAGGUGAACAUACAUCCUCUUUUUUUUCAGGACGUCAUCUUUUUUAGGACCUGACAAAAUAACCGGGAUUCAGCUUUGCUUUCAUUUUGACGUUUGCUUUUUACAGUCUGCACCUCCUGCCUCCUUUGUCCUCUUUUUAAAACCACAAUAUGGUCAGCCGACAUAAAUACAUCAUCCCCAAAACUAUUUUCAGCCUACUCAGACUGCAUCCAGCUCUUCAUUAAAGUCCUGCAGACUUAAUGUGGUUUAGAAGACAAAAGUCAUGUAGCUGAACAAUGCAGGCAGCUAUUUUAGACACCCUCUUAUCUAACGUGAUGAUGAAGCUUUAUACAUUUUGUCCAAUAAGUCAUACUGUGUCCAAAACCACAUUAAGUCUGUGCUUCCUUACUAAAGACAUGGAUGCGAGCAGGUUGCAAGAUUUUUCAGGGAUGUGUUUACAGAAAAUAUUUGAGUGACUUGACUCGUAUUUGUUAGCAACGUUAGCCUUAUAGUUACAGUGCUAACUAAAUAGUCAAAAUUUGGAUACCACACCUGUGUUGUCUGAUCGACUACAGCUGGGGUAUAUACACUAGUAUAGAGAUCUGGAUAUCGUAGCUUUAAACUAUAAAACACAGCUCCUCAGUUUCAAGAUAAACUGACCCAUGAGUGAGUUCACAGAAAUUUCAGUAAAGAUACAGAACCUACAAAUGACAGCAGCAAGACUACAUGCUGUUUAUAUGAAAGGGAUAGUGCAAUUCUGCUUUUUAUCUAAAAACUACAAAAACUAACAAUAUAAAAUAGUGCCAACAUGUCAUUCACUACUUUAAUAAACAUGGUCAUUUUGAUCGCCGUAAGAGACAAGGGUCACCUCUUAGAUUUUCUUUUCCUGGAGAAUUAAAGAACCCUGCUUUGUUUUUUGAAAAUUAUGGCACUCGGUUUUGAGGCAAGAAGACUUGAACACAACUCUGCCUGUAUGACCUUUUGGAAGAGUUUUUAAACAAAAUCUCACAAAGGUGUAAAGUGGCCAAUCUUUACUUCUGAUUACAAAUCAAGCAAUACUAAAUAGUCAAAAGGUGAAUAUUUAUUGUUAUACCUAUUACUGUUGUUUAUUAUUUCUAUUUAAUGCUGGUUUUGGGGUAGUUUCCAACUUGUGGCACACAAUUUUAUCCAGUUAAUCGUUUCUGAUGACCCAUAAUGAAAUAUUAAAACUGUACCACUAUGAAUAAUAAAAUACAUUGAAAAUCU
This is a messenger RNA of Colossoma macropomum (tambaqui), 5519 nucleotides long. It is a transcript of the gene lonrf4, whose product is annotated as LON peptidase N-terminal domain and ring finger 1. The record is from RefSeq and is a predicted model, not a curated record. Gene Ontology annotation, molecular function: protein binding. The coding region runs from base 544 to 2328 and encodes 594 amino acids. NCBI's taxonomy places the organism in Eukaryota, Metazoa, Chordata, Actinopteri, Characiformes, Serrasalmidae. The transcript has 12 exons.